ACUCAACCCCACACGGUGUGCCGCUCUUCACCCGGCCAUGAAACACCCACGUCUCGCAGGACCCAAACCAAGUUCACCGACAUCAAUCCUCCAUACCGGACCCUGGACACAGCGGCACCCGCCGCUCCUCCCGUAAGUCACCUGCUACCAUGGACUGCCCUGGACGACUCUCCUCGACUCGCACCUACGGACAACAAGCCCGCGCCGACCUGGACACUGCGGCAUCCGCCGCUCUCUCAACGCGUUCAUCGCCUCGCAAGCAGGCUGCCCCGGGCAGAUCAAGAUCGAAGGGAUGGGUUCGAAGGGGGUCUUUGGUAGAUGACUGGAUGUGAUAGGGUAGAGAAGA
This is a messenger RNA of Laetiporus sulphureus 93-53, 346 nucleotides long. RefSeq lists its product as uncharacterized. The annotation marks the transcript as partial. The transcript is spliced from 5 exons. Lineage: Eukaryota; Fungi; Basidiomycota; Agaricomycetes; Polyporales; Laetiporaceae. The record is from RefSeq and is a predicted model, not a curated record.